AUGGAUGUCGCCGGUACCGUGGUCGGCAUUCUUUCUCUGGGUAUUCAGGUGACCAAAGGCCUGAUUGACUUUUACUCUGCCUGCAAAGAGCAACAGUCAGAUAUCGCCGAUACACAGCUGAAACUCAAUCGGCUCUUAGGCCUGCUACAUGAGGUUGACGGCUUGACGAAGCGCAAAUUUCCCGCCGAAGAACAGCCAUUGGUCGAUAACAUCACAAAACAGAUCGAGCAAUGUGGGUUCUUCGUGGAGAAGCUCAAGCGCAAAGCAGAGAAAUUCCAAAGCCAGCCCGCCGACGACAUUCGGUCAAUCGCUUGCACGGCAGCUUACCGCUUGGCUUAUCCUUUCCGGCAGAGCACGUUACAGAAGCUCGACGAGAACAUCGAAGAGAUCAUUUCUCACCUGUCGCUGGGCGUGCAGCUCUUGACACAGAGAAGGGUCCAUCAGAUACAUGACAGUGUCGCAGAGCACACCCGACUCCUCGAACUGAUUCGAGCGGAAGAAAUCUCGACGUCCGUACACUCCUGGUUGAACGCCCAAGACGCCACUGUCGACUACAACAGAGCUUGCAAUGCAUCCCAUCCCGGUACUGGAUUGUGGUUUAUCAACAGUGCAGCAUACUCAAGUUGGCUUCAGGGUCCCUCUUCAUUCCUCUGGCUCAAUGGCUUUGCUGGAUGCGGUAAGACAGUGCUAUGUUCAACAAUCAUACGGCACACGUUCCAGCAUCGGCAGUCAAAUCAAAAUGUCGGCCUUGCGUUCUUUUUCUUCUCUUUCAGUGAUAAGGGUAAACAGGAUAGUUCCGCUAUGCUUAGAGCUGUGGUCCAACAACUCGCAAGUCAGUUGAGAGAUGGGGAGGGGAUUCUCGAUGGCAUUAGGAAGAGAUGCCAUUCAGGAGAACCACCCAUUGAAGUUCUCAUUGAUGCUUUGAAUUUGUUGGCGCGCUCAUUCAGCCGCGUCUACAUUCUCCUGGACGCUCUGGAUGAAAGUCCUCGCGAUGAGCAUCGGCAAGAGUUGCUUGAUACUCUGCACAUGGCGUGGAGGCGAUUGCCACCCACGGCUCAUUGGAUGGUCACAAGCCGGGAUGAGAUCGAUAUCCGGGAGAUGUUGACUGAUUCAUUUCGGCUCGCAUCUCACACCAUUAUCACCCUGCGAAACGACAGCAUCGAUGUAGACAUCCAAGCCUAUAUACAGGGCUAUCUCAAGAACAAUCGUGGAAUGCGGAAAUUGGAAGAACAUCAUGCCAUCAUAGAGCAGGUUUUAACACAGCGAGCCCAGGGCGUUUUUCGCUGGGUCGACUGCCAACUCGCAACAAUUGCAUCCGGGGCUGGGAGCAAACAGAAACUCCAAAACCUGUUGGAAUCUCUCCCACGAAGCCUGGAUGAGACGUACGAGCAGAUGUUGGCGAGGAUUCAUCCAGAAUCCACAAAAGACGCUAUCCGUAUUCUCAAAACGCUGUGCUGUGCCACAAGGCCUCUAAAGGUCGCGGAACUCAUUGACGCAGUUGCAAUCGAUUUGGAAACCCACCCGCCAAGGUUGAAUCCAGAUGCCCGGCUCUUUAAUGCAGAUGAAAUACUCCGCAUCUGCCCAGGCUUCAUUGAAAUCUACGAGGUCGAGACGAGAAGAAGGAAAGUCGACACCUGUUGGUAUAGUACUAUUACACCAGCCGUUCCAUUGUCGGUAUUUUUCGAGAACGAGAAAACGUGGGGCGACGGCGAUAUGUCGGAUUCAAUCCUCACUCAGCACGUUCGUCUAGCCCACUUCUCCAUCCAGGAGUAUCUAGAAUCUGAACGCGCGCUGUCCCAGUUUCGAGUAGAACGGGCAGAAGCACAUACGGAAAUGUCAGGCGCCUGUCUCUCGUAUUUACUGGAAAGUCCUAUCAAUCCUUACAUACAUAACCCUAUCGACGAGUACAUCCAUCGCAUCAAGGGUGACGACAAACGCGAUAGAAAAAAUGCUAAGUUCCCCUGGGACUUCAUUAAGAACUGUCCAGGGGAAUAUCCCCUUCUCCGCUAUGCCUCGACUGAGUGGCUCGAACAUUACCAACUUGGAAGAAGGGAUUCUCUUCCUCUCAAAUCGCUGGUGCUUCAACUAUUCCUAAGCCCGAAGGCUACGUUCGACAACUGGUUGAAAACCAUAUACCAAUUCGAUCAGAAGUACCCAGGUAGAUGGAGAACAGAUUGGCAGGGAGGGAAUCGCCUGCACAUUGCUGUGCUCUAUAACUUGGAUGUGGACCUGAUGGCGAAGAUAAUUCAGGAGAUGCCUGACUCAGUGAUUGAUAGCGACACACUAGUCACAGAAGCGGACCAAGUUGAACGGACUCCGCUGGAGGAGGUCUGCUACCAGAAUAACGAAGCGGCAGUUCGUUUACUUCUAAAUGAGGGUGCCGGCAUACGUCGAACCUCCUGGUGGCGUCCAACGGGUACACUUGAAACGGCGUCUGCUUAUGGGAAUGAGAUAAUCGUACAAAUCUUGCUUAGCCACGGUACCCACGAUACCUCGAGCGUCAACAAGGCACUCCAAGAAGCCUCAAAGAGAGGCCAUGAGAAGGUUGUGCAAACUCUGCUUGACCACAGGGCCGGCGAUGUCAAGAAUCUCAACAAAGCACUUCGCCAGGCUUGA
Thyridium curvatum is the source of this 2616-nucleotide messenger RNA. RefSeq lists its product as uncharacterized. The coding region runs from base 1 to 2616 and encodes 871 amino acids. The transcript has 2 exons. Lineage: Eukaryota; Fungi; Ascomycota; Sordariomycetes; Thyridiales; Thyridiaceae. Gene Ontology annotation, molecular function: protein binding. The record is from RefSeq and is a predicted model, not a curated record.